This is a messenger RNA of Mauremys reevesii (Reeves's turtle), 16368 nucleotides long. RefSeq names its product IgGFc-binding protein-like. The record is from RefSeq and is a predicted model, not a curated record. Lineage: Eukaryota; Metazoa; Chordata; Testudines; Geoemydidae. Gene Ontology annotation, molecular function: protein binding.
GUGACACCUGUUGGAGAAGGACAGAUGGUGACCGUGCAGAUCCCAGCCUCUGUAGAGAUGUUUGGGAGCAAAAUGUUUGAUAGCACCAUCCUGAUUCAGGCUGACAAAGACAUCUCUGUCCUGUCUGUUAACUCAAAGCCCAAUUCCAUUGCUACCACUGUAGUGUACCCCACUGAGAAGUUGGGUACUGUAUAUUACAUUGUAAGUCCACCUGGUUUCCAUUUAGGAAGCUACAAAGAGUUUGCUGUCGUAGCAGGGCAGGCUCCCACUACAGUUGAUAUUUACUUGAAAGGGGCUGUACUGUUCAAAGGGUGGAUCUAUGCUGCUGGGCGUAAACUCACUGUUACCCUCGCUCCCUACCAAGCCUUGCAACUGCAAAGCUUAGUUGAUUUAUCUGGUACCAAGAUUGAGUCUCGGGAACAUGUGGCCGUCUUGACUGGGCACAGCUGUGCUGAAAAAAACACCGCUUGUGAUCACGCUGUCGAGCAGCUCCUGCCCGUCUCCAGCUGGGGCAGCACAUACAUCAUCCCUCCUCUGUCCUUCCAGAACAAGUAUGACAUUGCGUACAUCAUCGCCUCCCAAAACACACGCAUUGACUAUCAGUCAGGGCCCACACGAGCUUCCCGCAACAUAUUGGCUGGGCAGGUUGUUGAAUUUGAAGUCCGAGUCUCUCAUCCACUUUACAUCUCUGCUAGCGCCGGCAUCCAGGUUCUUCUCUUCUUCACUGGUGCUAAAAAUGGGAAAUCCACAUAUGACCCAUUCUUCAUCAACAUCCCACCCAUCAUAAGCUACUGCCAAUCCUACCACAUUGACGGGUUGAAGGAGUUUGAGAACCAUGUGUUGAUCAUAGUCAAGAGCUCAGAGUCUGGCAGGAUCACCUCUGAUCAGAGAGCCAUAGGAAAUGUCCAGUGGAGGCAGAUCCCCGGCACGGAGUAUUCUUGGGGAGAGUACAGCUUCGGCAUAGGGAUUAGUGCCCUUUCCAUACAGCACCCAACCUCUCCCUUCGGUCUGCUGAGCUUUGGAGGGAACGAUCAUGGUGGAUAUGGCUCAUCCGGCAUUUGUGCACACAGUAACCCGACCCUGUCCUGCAGCACUGUUCAAUGCAGGAAGAAAGAGACGUGUCAGAUUGUAGAUGGCCGCCCGGAGUGUGUGGCUGAGUCAGAAUCCACCUGCUGGGCUCAGGGAGACCCACAUUAUCACACCUUCGAUGGGCGGAAUUUCGACUUCAUGGGCACCUGCACCUACACCAUCGCCAAGACCUGUGGCUCAGACUCAACUCUCCCGUCAUUCAGUGUCAAGGCCAAGAACAACAACAGGGGCAACACGCGUGUUUCCUAUGUUGGUUAUGUGACGGUUGAAGUCUAUAAUGUCACUGUCUCAGUGAUUAGAUCUGAGACUGGGUUUGUGAGGGUGAAUGACCAGCGCUCCCGCCUCCCCAUCUCUGUGCUCGAGGGGAAGCUGAGGGUGUAUCAGAGUGGGGGCUCUGUGGUCAUCGAGACUGACUUCUCCCUGAGGGUCUCCUACGACUGGAGCAGCUCCCUGGUGGUGAAGAUCUCCAGCAGCUUCUGGGAGAGCAUGUGCGGCCUAUGUGGCAACUACAACGGGGAUGCCAGGGAUGACUUUGCCACCCCGUCUGGGACACUGGCUGCCAGCCCCGUGGAGUUCGGGAGGAGCUGGAAGGUGGAGGACGGGGACAGGUUCUGCUGGGACGACUGCCACGGGGAGUGCAAGAGCUGCUCCCCAGAGCUGGUUGGCAGGUACAAAGCUGAGCCCUUCUGCGGUUGGAUCACCAAAGAGGCGGGUGGCCUCUUCAGCCAAUGCCACUCCGUGAUUGACCCCCAAAUCUACCUGGACAACUGCGUCUAUGACCUGUGCAUGAACGACGGCCUCAAGGAGAUGCUGUGCCAGGCGCUGACAAGCUAUGCUGAUGCUUGCCGGAGAGAGGGGGUGGCCAUCUCUGACUGGAGGACACCCACGAGGUGCUCUCUGCCCUGCCCGGAGAACAGCCAGUACCAGCUCUGUGGCUCCGCGUGUCCUGCCACCUGCAAUGACCAAGCAGCCCCUAACAACUGCUCCUUACCCUGCGUGGAGACCUGCCAGUGCAAUGAGGGCUUCGUGCUGGAUGCUGGAAAAUGCAUCCCCAAAGCCAGCUGUGGGUGCAAGUUCAACGGGCAUCUAUAUGCCCUUGGAGAGCAAUUCUGGGGGGACAGCACCUGCACCAGACGGUGCCUCUGUGAUCCCCAAACCAGGCAAGUGAGCUGCCAGGCCUCAGGGUGCAGGACUGGGGAGCAGUGCCGGGUAGAGAAUGGCAUCCAGAACUGCUACCCCAGCAGCUAUGGAACCUGCUCAGCUUCGGGGGAUCCUCACUACAUCAGCUUUGAUGGGAAGAAGUUUGACUUCCAGGGCACCUGCCUGUAUCAGUUCACCGGGCUGUGCAUCAAAAGCCAGGACCUGGUGGAUUUCCAGGUCCUAGUUCAGAACGACCAUCGGGGCAGCCAAGUCGUGUCCUUCACCAAAGUUGUGCAGGUCAAAGUCUAUGAGGUUGACAUUGUGAUCAGCAGGGAAAACCCCGGCAGAGUCAUGGUGAACAGCGUGCUGAUCAACCUACCACAUAGCACCAACGACAGCAAGAUCUCCAUAUACCGGAGGGGGCAGGCAGCAGUGCUCCAGACUGACUUCGGUCUCACCGUCACCUUUGACUGGCAGGGCCGGAUCACUGUCACUGCUCCAAGCACCUACGCUGGAGCCGUGUGCGGUCUCUGUGGGAACUUCAACGGGGACAAGGGUGAUGAGUUGACCACGAGGGGUGGCACAUUGGCCCCAAACCCAACAGUCUUUGGGCAGAGCUGGAAGGUGAAGGAUAUCCCCGGCUGUGUGGAGAUUACCAAGGACGAGUGCUCAGAUCUAGAGGCUGUUGAGAGACGCCAAAGAGGAAUGAAUGGGGAGUGUGGGAUCCUCCUAGACAAGAGCGGCCCCUUCCGAGAGUGUCACAGCAAAGUCAACCCCGAGGGCUACUUCCAAGACUGCGUGUACGACUAUUGCAUCUUCAAAGGCCAACAAGCUGUGAUAUGCCAGCUUAUCACCAGCUAUGCCACAGCCUGCCAUGCUGCUGGGGUGACUAUCUAUGCCUGGAGGACCAACUCCUUCUGCAGUCCCUCCUGUGCACAAAACAGCCAUUACGAGGUCUGUGCCCGGGGCUGCCAGUCAACCUGCAGCAGCCUCUACACCCCAGUUCAGUGCUCGGCUCAGUGCUGGGAAGGCUGCGUGUGUGAUGAGGGCUUUGUGCUCAGCGGUGAUGAGUGUGUCCCUAUAUCCCAAUGUGGAUGUGUCUACCUGGGAUUUUAUUAUAAGGCUGGGGAGACUUUCCACCCAACGUGCCAGGAGCAGUGUGUGUGCCAGGCCAGCGGAGACGUGGUGUGUAAGGGGUUGUCCUGCCGCCCUAAUGAGGAGUGCAAGCUGGUGAAUGGCAUCCGGAAAUGCCACCCUGUCGGAUCCGCAACAUGUUCUGCUGCUGGGGACCCCCACUACCUCUCCUUCGAUGGGGUCGCCUUCGAUUUCCAAGGCACCUGCACCUACAUCCUGGCCAAGACCUGCACCAACACCGGGAACCUGACGUCCUUCUCGGUGAAGGUGGAGAAUGUGCCCUGGGGCAAUGGGAAGGUGUCUGUCACCAAGCUGGUGUCCGUGGAGGUCUACGGGCUCACGCUCACCCUGCUGCAGAACAGGAAGGGGCUUGUCAUGGUGGACGGGGUGUCUCAUAACAUCCCUGUGGUCGUGGCCGAUGGGCAGCUCCAAGCAUAUCAGCACGGCGGGAACGUGCUGGUGCAAACGGACUUCGGCCUCACCGUGAGCUAUGACCUGGUUUACCACGCCAGAGUCACCGUCCCAGGGAACUACCAGGGCCAGACGUGCGGCCUGUGUGGGAACUACAACAGGCGUCGGGACGACGAGUUCCUGCUCCCCGAUGGUAGGGUGGCCCCUAACGUGGCAGUGUUUGGUUCCUCCUGGAAAGUCCCAAUCCCAGGAGCGGACUGUGAGGACGGAUGCUCCGGGAACAGCUGCCCGGUCUGCAAGGAGACAAAGAAGGACUUCUUCAAACAGCGCAACUACUGCGGGCUGCUCACGGCCCCCGAUGGCCCCUUCGCCGCCUGCCACAGCACGGUCAGCCCCACUGUGUAUUUCAACAACUGCCUCUAUGAUAUGUGCCUGGGCAACGGGGAUUCCCAGGUCCUGUGCCAGAGCAUCCACAGCUAUGUGACGGCCUGCCAAGAGGCCCGGGUCACCAUCCAGCCCUGGAGGAGCGCCUCCUUCUGCCCUCUGCGCUGCCCGGCCAACAGUCACUACGAGCUGUGUGCCAACCUCUGCACCACCACCUGUGCCAGGAUCACCGACGCCAGGAAGUGCCCAGACACCUGCGCCGAAGGCUGCCAGUGCGACGAUGGCUUCCUCUUCGACGGCCAGGGUUGCGUUGCUCUGCAGAGCUGUGGGUGCUUCAACAAGGGGCUAUAUUACAAGCCUAAUGAGAUGGUUCUGACCAACAAUUGCCAGCAAAACUGCACCUGCAUUCCUGCUCAAGGGGUGACCUGUGAAGCUCACAGCUGCGCCAGCGAUGAAACCUGUCAGAUCAGAGAUGGAGUCAUGCAAUGCAUCAACAUAGAUCCCUGCAAAGACCUGACAUGUCGGUCCAAGGAGACGUGCAAGAUCGAGAACGGCCGUGCGAUGUGUGUUCCCAACUUCAUUGGAACCUGCUGGGGCUGGGGACCGCACUAUCACACUUUCGACGGGCUGAACUUCAACUUCCAGGGCACCUGCACCUACACCCUGGCCAAGUACUGCGGGACCGACCCCACCCUGGUGCCCUUCACCAUUGAUGAGAAGAACGACAACAGGGGGGGCAAUCAGGCUGUCUCCUACGUGCGCCUGACCAACAUCUACGUCUACGGGUACAACAUCUCCAUCCACAAGAAGGAAGUUGGGAAAAUCAGAAUCAAUGACGUGACCACCAGCUUGCCAGUGACCCUUGAAGACGGUAAAAUCAAGCUCUACCAGAGCGGUCUCAAUGCUAUCUUGCAGACAGACUUUGGUCUGCAGGUGUCGUAUGACUGGAAUUGGCACCUGAUCAUCACCCUCCCCAGCAGCUAUUAUGGGGCCAUGGGCGGCCUUUGUGGGAACUUCAACCAAAACCAUGGAGAUGACAUGACGUCACCCAACGGCACCAGAGUCUCCUCCAUCGUGGAAUGGGCCAGGAGCUGGAAAGUCAAAGACCGGGACCCCUUCUGUUGGGAUGUUUGCAAAGGGAAUUGCCCAACGUGUGAUGAGAGCAAGCAGAAGAUCUACGGGGGCGACGAAUACUGUGGUUUGAUCAGCAAAGCACCAGGAGGGCCCUUCAGAGAGUGUCACCCCAAAGUGAGCCCGGAGGACAUUUUUGACAGCUGCAUCUAUGACGUGUGUCUGAACGGGGGAGCCAAGACCAUCCUGUGCCAGGCGCUGGAGGCCUACACAGCCAUCUGCAAGAAACAGGGCAUCACCGUCUAUGACUGGAGGACACCAUCCGGCUGUGUCCCAAUCUGCCCUGAGAACAGCCACUAUGAGGCCUGUGGGAGCGCUUGCCCAGCCAGCUGCUCUGACCAAACCGCCAACUCCUCCUGCCGGGAGCCCUGCGUGGAGACCUGCCAGUGUGACAACGGUUAUGUCCUGAGUGCCGGCCAGUGUGUCCCAGUGGGGAGCUGUGGCUGUGACUACAAUGGCCGCUACUACAAACCCAGUGAGGAGUUCUGGGACGAUGAGAACUGCCGCUCUUGGUGCAGGUGUGACCCCAGCCUGGGCCUGGUGGUUUGCCAGGAGACCAGCUGCAAGGCCAAUGAGAGAUGCGCCGUGAUCAACGGGGUCCGUGACUGCUACCCAAUCAGCUACUCCACGUGCACGGCCUCCGGGGACCCUCAUUACACCACCUUUGACGGGAAAAAGUACGAUUUCAUGGGCACCUGCAUCUACCAGCUGGCUGGGGUCUGCUCCGAGGACCCCACGCUCACCCCGUUCAAUAUCAAGGUGGAGAAUAACAACCGUGGCAGCAAGGCCGUGUCCUACACCAAAGCGGUGACCUUGGAGGUCUAUGGCAGAAACAUCACUGUCAGCCAGCAAUAUCCCCGCAAGAUCAAGGUGGACGGUGUCUUUGUGGCUCUGCCUUUCUACCAUGAGGAGAAGCUACAGGCCUAUGUCAGCGGAGCCCAAGUCCUCAUCAAGACCGCCUUCGCCCUGACGGUGACCUUCGACGGGAGCAGCCUGGUCCGGGUCACCGUGCCCAACACCUACGCCAAUGUCCUCUGCGGCCUGUGUGGUGACAACAACCAAACUGCCAGUGACGACUUGACCAUGAGGGACGGGAGCCGGGCGGCGAAUGCCGUCCAGUUUGCCGAGAUCUGGAAGGUGGGGGAGGUCCCUGGAUGCUUGCCCAGUUGCACCAAGGACUGCCCAGUCUGCAGUGAGGCUCAGAGACAACCCUACAAGGGAGAUGGAUACUGCGGGGUCAUCACCAGAGGGGACGGGCCGUUCAGAGAGUGCCAUGAGGUCAUUGACCCAGCCCCCUUCUUCGACGACUGCGUCUUUGAUACCUGCCAGUACAAGGGUCACCGUGAUGCUCUCUGCAGCGCGAUCAGCGCCUACGUGACGGCCUGCCAGGCCAAGGGCAUCCAGAUAAGGCAGUGGAGAUCGACCUCAUUCUGCAGCGCCACCUGCCCCAGUAACUCCCACUACGAGCUCUGUGGGAAUGGCUGCCCUGCCACCUGCCACAGCCUCUCGGCGCCGGACGGCUGCGACGCCCCCUGUGCCGAAGGGUGUUUCUGUGACACCGGGUUCCUCCUGAGCGGAGACCGGUGCCCCGUCGCGCAGUGCGGCUGUGUGCACCAGGGCAGGUACUACGGGAAGGGAGGUGUUCUACACCAAGGCCUCCUGCCGGGAGAAGUGCCAGUGCAAAGACAACGGGUGGUCCAGUGUUGGGAGACCUCGUGUGCAGCCAACGAGCAGUGCAAGGUGGCUGAUGGCGUCCGGAAAUGCCAGCCUGUCGAAUCCGCAACGUGUUCUGCUGCCGGGGACCCCCACUACCUCUCCUUCGAUGGAGUCGCCUUUGAUUUCCAAGGCACCUGCACCUACAUCCUGGCCAAGACCUGCGCUGACGCCGGGAACCUGACGUCUUUCUCGGUGAAGGUGGAGAAUGUGCCCUGGGGCAAUGGGAAGGUGUCUGUCACCAAGCUGGUGUCCGUGGAGGUCUACGGGCUCACGCUCACCCUGCUGCAGAACAGGAAGGGGCACGUCAUGGUGGACGGGGUGUCUCAUAACCUCCCUGUGGUCGUGGCCGAUGGGCAGCUCCAAGCAUAUCAGCACGGCGGGAACGUGCUGGUGCAAACGGACUUCGGCCUCACCGUGAGCUACGACCUGGUUUACCACGUCAGAGUCACCGUCCCAGGGAACUACCAGGGCCAGACGUGCGGCCUGUGCGGGAACUACAACGGGCGUCGGGAUGACGAGUUCCUGCUCCCCGAUGGCAGGGCCGCCCCUAACGUGGCAGCAUUCGGUUCCGCCUGGAAAGUCCCAAUCCCAGGAGCGGCCUGUGAGGACGGAUGCUCCGGGAACAGCUGCCCGGUCUGCAAGGAGACAAAGAAGGACUUCUUCAAACAGCGCAACUACUGCGGCCUGCUCACGGCCCCCGAUGGCCCCUUUGCCGCCUGCCACAGCACGGUCAGCCCCACUGUGUAUUUCAACAACUGCCUCUAUGAUCUGUGCCUGGGCAACGGGGAUUCCCAGGUCCUGUGCCAGAGCAUCCACAGCUAUGUGACGGCCUGCCAAGAGGCCCGGGUCACCAUCCAGCCCUGGAGGAGCGCCUCCUUCUGCCCUCUGCGCUGCCCGGCCAACAGUCACUACGAGCUGUGCGCCGACCUCUGCACCACCACCUGUGCCAGGAUCACCGACGCCAGGAAGUGCCCAGACACCUGCGCCGAAGGCUGCCAGUGCGACGAUGGCUUCCUCUUCGACGGCCAGGGUUGCGUUGCUCUGCAGAGCUGUGGGUGCUUCAACAAAGGGCUAUAUUACAAGCCUAAUGAGAUGGUUCUGACCAACAAUUGCCAGCAAAACUGCACCUGCAUUCCUGCCCAAGGGGUGACCUGUGAAGCUCACAGCUGCGCCAGCGAUGAAACCUGUCAGAUCAGAGAUGGAGUCAUGCAAUGCAUCAACAUAGAUCCCUGCAAAGACCUGACAUGUCGGUCCAAGGAGACGUGCAAGAUCGAGAACGGCCGUGCGAUGUGUGUUCCCAACUUCAUUGGAACCUGCUGGGGCUGGGGAGACCCGCACUAUCACACUUUCGACGGGCUGAACUUCAACUUCCAGGGCACCUGCACCUACACCCUGGCCAAGUACUGCGGGACCGACCCCACCCUGGUGCCCUUCACCAUUGAUGAGAAGAACGACAACAGGGGGGGCAAUCAGGCUGUCUCCUACGUGCGCCUGACCAACAUCUACGUCUACGGGUACAACAUCUCCAUCCACAAGAAGGAAGUUGGGAAAAUCAGAAUCAAUGACGUGACCACCAGCUUGCCAGUGACCCUUGAAGACGGUAAAAUCAAGCUCUACCAGAGCGGUCUCAAUGCUAUCUUGCAGACAGACUUUGGUCUGCAGGUGUCGUAUGACUGGAAUUGGCACCUGAUCAUCACUCCCAGCAGCUAUUAUGGGGCCAUGGGCGGCCUUUGUGGGAACUUCAACCAAAACCAUGGAGAUGACAUGACGUCACCCAACGGCACCAGAGUCUCCUCCAUCGUGGAAUGGGCCAGGAGCUGGAAAGUCAAAGACCGGGACCCCUUCUGUUGGGAUGUUUGCAAAGGGAAUUGCCCAACGUGUGAUGAGAGCAAGCAGAAGAUCUACGGGGGCGACGAAUACUGUGGUUUGAUCAGCAAAGCACCAGGAGGGCCCUUCAGAGAGUGUCACCCCAAAGUGAGCCCGGAGGACAUUUUUGACAGCUGCAUCUAUGACGUGUGUCUGAACGGGGGAGCCAAGACCAUCCUGUGCCAGGCGCUGGAGGCCUACGCAGCCAUCUGCAAGAAACAGGGCAUCACCGUCUAUGACUGGAGGACACCAUCCGGCUGUGUCCCAAUCUGCCCUGAGAACAGCCACUAUGAGGCCUGUGGGAGCGCUUGCCCAGCCAGCUGCUCUGACCAAACCGCCAACUCCUCCUGCCGGGAGCCCUGCGUGGAGACCUGCCAGUGUGACAACGGUUAUGUCCUGAGUGCCGGCCAGUGUGUCCCAGUGGGGAGCUGUGGCUGUGACUACAAUGGCCGCUACUACAAACCCAGUGAGGAGUUCUGGGACGAUGAGAACUGCCGCUCUUGGUGCAGGUGUGACCCCAGCCUGGGCCUGGUGGUUUGCCAGGAGACCAGCUGCAAGGCCAAUGAGAGAUGCGCCGUGAUCAACGGGGUCCGUGACUGCUACCCAAUCAGCUACUCCACGUGCACGGCCUCCGGGGACCCUCAUUACACCACCUUUGACGGGAAAAAGUACGAUUUCAUGGGCACCUGCAUCUACCAGCUGGCUGGGGUCUGCUCCGAGGACCCCACGCUCACCCCGUUCAAUAUCAAGGUGGAGAAUAACAACCGUGGCAGCAAGGCCGUGUCCUACACCAAAGCGGUGACCUUGGAGGUCUAUGGCAGAAACAUCACUGUCAGCCAGCAAUAUCCCCGCAAGAUCAAGGUGGACGGUGUCUUUGUGGCUCUGCCUUUCUACCAUGAGGAGAAGCUACAGGCCUAUGUCAGCGGAGCCCAAGUCCUCAUCAAGACCGCCUUCGCCCUGACGGUGACCUUCGACGGGAGCAGCCUGGUCCGGGUCACCGUGCCCAACACCUACGCCAAUGUCCUCUGCGGCCUGUGUGGUGACAACAACCAAACUGCCAGUGACGACUUGACCAUGAGGGACGGGAGCCGGGCGGCGAAUGCCGUCCAGUUUGCCGAGAGCUGGAAGGUGGGGGAGGUCCCUGGAUGCUUGCCCAGUUGCACCAAGGACUGCCCAGUCUGCAGUGAGGCUCAGAGACAACCCUACAAGGGAGAUGGAUACUGCGGGGUCAUCACCAGAGGGGACGGGCCGUUCAGAGAGUGCCAUGAGGUCAUUGACCCAGCCCCCUUCUUCGACGACUGCGUCUUUGAUACCUGCCAGUACAAGGGUCACCGUGAUGCUCUCUGCAGCGCGAUCAGCGCCUACGUGACGGCCUGCCAGGCCAAGGGCAUCCAGAUAAGGCAGUGGAGAUCGACCUCAUUCUGCAGCGCCACCUGCCCCAGUAACUCCCACUACGAGCUCUGUGGGAAUGGCUGCCCUGCCACCUGCCACAGCCUCUCGGCGCCGGACGGCUGCGACGCCCCCUGUGCCGAAGGGUGUUUCUGUGACACCGGGUUCCUCCUGAGCGGAGACCGGUGUGUCCCCGUCGCGCAGUGCGGCUGUGUGCACCAGGGCAGGUACUACGGGAAGGGAGAGGUGUUCUACACCAAGGCCUCCUGCCGGGAGAAGUGCCAGUGCAAAGACAACGGGGUGGUCCAGUGUUGGGAGACCUCGUGUGCAGCCAACGAGCAGUGCAAGGUGGCUGAUGGCGUCCGGAAAUGCCAGCCUGUCGAAUCCGCAACGUGUUCUGCUGCCGGGGACCCCCACUACCUCUCCUUCGAUGGAGUCGCCUUUGAUUUCCAAGGCACCUGCACCUACAUCCUGGCCAAGACCUGCGCUGACGCCGGGAACCUGACGUCUUUCUCGGUGAAGGUGGAGAAUGUGCCCUGGGGCAAUGGGAAGGUGUCUGUCACCAAGCUGGUGUCCGUGGAGGUCUACGGGCUCACGCUCACCCUGCUGCAGAACAGGAAGGGGCACGUCAUGGUGGACGGGGUGUCUCAUAACCUCCCUGUGGUCGUGGCCGAUGGGCAGCUCCAAGCAUAUCAGCACGGCGGGAACGUGCUGGUGCAAACGGACUUCGGCCUCACCGUGAGCUACGACCUGGUUUACCACGUCAGAGUCACCGUCCCAGGGAACUACCAGGGCCAGACGUGCGGCCUGUGCGGGAACUACAACGGGCGUCGGGAUGACGAGUUCCUGCUCCCCGAUGGCAGGGCCGCCCCUAACGUGGCAGCAUUCGGUUCCGCCUGGAAAGUCCCAAUCCCAGGAGCGGCCUGUGAGGACGGAUGCUCCGGGAACAGCUGCCCGGUCUGCAAGGAGACAAAGAAGGACUUCUUCAAACAGCGCAACUACUGCGGCCUGCUCACGGCCCCCGAUGGCCCCUUUGCCGCCUGCCACAGCACGGUCAGCCCCACUGUGUAUUUCAACAACUGCCUCUAUGAUCUGUGCCUGGGCAACGGGGAUUCCCAGGUCCUGUGCCAGAGCAUCCACAGCUAUGUGACGGCCUGCCAAGAGGCCCGGGUCACCAUCCAGCCCUGGAGGAGCGCCUCCUUCUGCCCUCUGCGCUGCCCGGCCAACAGUCACUACGAGCUGUGCGCCGACCUCUGCACCACCACCUGUGCCAGGAUCACCGACGCCAGGAAGUGCCCAGACACCUGCGCCGAAGGCUGCCAGUGCGACGAUGGCUUCCUCUUCGACGGCCAGGGUUGCGUUGCUCUGCAGAGCUGUGGGUGCUUCAACAAAGGGCUAUAUUACAAGCCUAAUGAGAUGGUUCUGACCAACAAUUGCCAGCAAAACUGCACCUGCAUUCCUGCCCAAGGGGUGACCUGUGAAGCUCACAGCUGCGCCAGCAAUGAAACCUGUCAGAUCAGAGAUGGAGUCAUGCAAUGCAUCAACAUAGAUCCCUGCAAAGACCUGACAUGUCGGUCCGAGGAGACGUGCAAGAUCGAGAACGGCCGUGCGAUGUGUGUUCCCAACUUCAUUGGAACCUGCUGGGGCUGGGGGGACCCACACUAUCACACUUUCGACGGGCUGAACUUCAACUUCCAGGGCACCUGCACCUACACCCUGGCCAAGUACUGUGGGACCGACCCCACCCUGGUGCCCUUCACCAUCGAUGAGAAGAACGACAACAGGGGGGGCAACCAGGCUGUCUCCUACGUGCGCCUGACCAACAUCUACGUCUACGGGUACAACAUCUCCAUCCACAAAAAGGAAGUUGGGAAGAUCAGAAUCAAUGACGUGACCACCAGCUUGCCGGUGACCCUUGAAGACGGUAAAAUCAAGCUCUACCAGAGCGGUCUCAAUGCUAUCUUGCAGACAGACUUUGGUCUGCAGGUGUCGUAUGACUGGAAUUGGCACCUGAUCAUCACCCUCCCCAGCAGCUAUUAUGGGGCCAUGGGCGGCCUUUGUGGGAACUUCAACCAAAACCAUGGAGAUGACAUGACGUCACCCAACGGCACCAGAGUCUCCUCCAUCGUGGAAUGGGCCAGGAGCUGGAAAGUCAAAGACCGGGACCCCUUCUGUUGGGAUGUUUGCAAAGGGAAUUGCCCAACGUGUGAUGAGAGCAAGCAGAAGAUCUACGGGGGCGACGAAUACUGUGGUUUGAUCAGCAAAGCACCAGGAGAGCCCUUCAGAGAGUGUCACCCCAAAGUGAGCCCGGAGGACAUUUUUGACAGCUGCAUCUAUGACGUGUGUCUGAACGGGGGAGCCAAGACCAUCCUGUGCCAGGCGCUGGAGGCCUACGCAGCCAUCUGCAAGAAACAGGGCAUCACCGUCUAUGACUGGAGGACACCAUCCGGCUGUGUCCCAAUCUGCCCUGAGAACAGCCACUAUGAGGCCUGUGGGAACGCUUGCCCAGCCAGCUGCUCCGACCAAACCGCCAACUCCUCCUGCCGGGAGCCCUGCGUGGAGACCUGCCAGUGUGACAACGGUUAUGUCCUGAGUGCCGGCCAGUGUGUCCCCGUGGGGAGCUGUGGCUGUGACUACAAUGGCCGCUACUACAAACCCAGUGAGGAGUUCUGGGAUGAUGAGAACUGCCGCUCUCGGUGCAGGUGUGACCCCAGCCUGGGCCUGGUGGUUUGCCAGGAGACCAGCUGCAAGGCCAGCGAGAGAUGUGCCGUGAUCAAUGGGGUCCGUGACUGCUACCCAAUCAGCUACUCCACGUGCACGGCCUCCGGGGACCCUCAUUACACCACCUUUGAUGGGAAAAAGUACGAUUUCAUGGGCACCUGCAUCUACCAGUUGGCUGGGGUCUGCUCCGAGGACCCCACGCUCAUCCCGUUCAAUAUCAAGGUGGAGAAUAACAACCGCGGCACCAAGGCCGUGUCCUACACCAAAGCGGUGACCUUGGAGGUGUACGGCAGAAACAUCACUGUGAGCCAGCAAUAUCCCCGCAAGAUCAAGGUGGAUGGAGUCUUCAUGGACCUGCCUUUCUACCAUGAGGAGAAACUACAGGCCUAUGUCAGCGGAGCCCAAGUCCUCAUCAAGACCGCCUUCGACCUGAGGGUGACCUUCGACGGGAGCAGCCUGGUCCGGGUCACCGUGCCCAACACCUACGCCAACGUCCUCUGUGGCCUGUGUGGUGACAACAACCAAAGUGCUGGUGACGACCUGACCAUGAGGGAUGGGAGCCGGGCGGCCAACGCCAUCCAGUUUGCAGAGAGCUGGAAGGUGGGGGAGGUCCCUGGAUGCUUGCCCAGUUGCACCAAGGACUGCCCAGUCUGCAGUGAGGCUCAGAGACAACCCUACAAGGGAGAUCGGUACUGUGGGGUCAUCACCAGAGGGGACGGGCCAUUCAGAGAGUGCCAUGAGGUCAUCGACCCAGCCCCCUUCUUCGACGACUGCGUCUUUGAUACCUGCCAGUACAAGGGUCACCGUGAUGCUCUCUGCAGCGCGAUCAGUGCCUAUGUGACAGCCUGCCAGGCCAAGGGCAUCCAGAUAGGGCAGUGGAGAUCGGCCUCAUUCUGCAGCCCCACCUGCCCCCGUAACUACCACUACGAGCUUUGUGGGAGUGGCUGCUCUGCCACCUGCCAUGGCCUCUCAGCGCCAGACGGUUGUGAUGCUCCCUGUGCUGAAGGGUGUUUCUGCGACGCCGGGUUUCUCCUGAGUGGAGACCGGUGCGUCCCCGUUGCUCAGUGCGGCUGUGUGCACCAGGGCAGGUACUACGGGAAGGGAGAGGAGUUCUAUGCCAGCGCCUCCUGCCAGGAACGGUGCCAGUGCCAAGACAACGGGGUCGUCGAGUGCCGGGAGGCCUCCUGCGGAGCCAACGAGCAGUGCAGGGUGGAGAAUGGAAUCCUAGGCUGCCACGCCAUGGGCUGUGGCAAAUGUGUAGCAUCUGGUGACCCUCAUUAUCUGACCUUUGAUGGACGGGCCUUUGAUUUCCAAGGCACUUGCACUUACAGCUUAGCCAGAAUGUGCAGCAGUGACGCUGGGCUGGCAAACUUCUCCGUGGUGGUAGAAAAUGAGAGCUAUGGUAAUGGGCAAGUGUCAGUGGCACGGCUGGUGGUGGUCUCCGUUCAUGGUUACACCAUCACCAUGGAGAGGGGAAGGAAGUGGAAAGUCAUGGUGGACGGGGAGCUCUACACUCUCCCACUGGCUAUGGACGACGGGAAACUUCAGAUCAACCAGGAGGGGAACAACAUCAUUGUUCAGUCUGCUUCUGGCCUCAAAGUCCUUUACGACACCUCCUAUUAUGUCCUAGUCUCCAUCCCCAGCUCCUACAAGGGACACGUGUGCGGCUUGUGCGGCAACUUCAAUGGUGACAAGAACGACGACUUCCUGCUGCCCAGUGGGAGGAGUGCCCAGAACGCGGAUGAGUUCGGGGCCUCCUGGAAGGUGCCCGUUGAUGGCGCCACAUGCGCCGAUGGCUGUGGGGAAAGGUGUCCAGUCUGUGAUGCAGCUAAAACAGCGCCAUACCAGGUCGAUAGCUCCUGUGGGUUGAUCAAAGCGACAUCAGGUCCCUUUAAAUACUGCCACUCGCUGGUCAGCCCUACCGAGUAUUUCAACCAUUGUCUCUAUGACAUGUGUGCUGCCAAUGGAGCAAGAGAAAUCCUCUGCCAGAGUAUCCAGGCCUACACGGCCGCGUGCCAGGCAGCUGGAGCCAUAGUCAGUGCCUGGAGAACAGCCUCCUUCUGCCCUUUCACCUGCCCAGCCAAUAGCCACUACGAGCUGUGCACUAGAUCCUGUGAUUUCACAUGUGCUGGUUUGUCCACCCCUGCCCAGUGCACUGCGAAAUGCUUUGAAGGCUGCCAGUGCGACACCGGCUACGCAUUCAAUGGGGAAACGUGCACGUCCAUGGAAGGAUGCGGCUGCGUGCGUGACGGACGCUACAUCAAGGCCGGGGAGAGCAUCAUCUCCGGCACUUGCUCCGAGAAGUGCACCUGCCAGGCCUCAGGCGGGCUCUUCUGCGAGCCACACAGCUGCCCCGACAAAGAGAUCUGUGCGCUCCAGGAUGGGGUGCGCGGCUGCGUGAAGCAGGAAGGCCGGUGCACACUGCUCCCCGGAGCCCAGCUCACCUCCUUCGACGGCGCCUCUGGAGGAGUUCUGCACAGUGGCGCUUACGAGCUGGCCUCUCUCUGCAACGACAGCGCCCCCUCCUGGUUCAGGGUGGUGGUGGACAUCAGGGCAUGCAGCGAUGGGGCAGCGAUGGCUGGGACAACCGCCUACAUUUUCUUCCGAGAUGCUUUCAUAGCUGUGAAAAGGAACAAGGAGACCUGGGUGAACGGGCGUCCAGUGCCGCUCCCGGUGAAGAUCUCCGAUGCUGUGUCUGUGCACGAGUCUCAUGGCGGCGUGGCCGUGGUCCAGGCCUUGGGGAUGCAGGUUCUGUUCAGCCCCAGUGGGGAGGUGACAGUGAGGGUCAGCGAGAGCCUGGCUAACAAGCUGUGCGCAUCCUGCGGGAACUUCAAUGGCGAUGUCUCCGACGACCUGCGGCUGCCCAGCGGGGGGGUCGCAGGGAACAUCACUGAGGUUAUCGAUGCCUGGAAGGCCAGAGACUUCUCCGAUGAGGCCACCUUCCUGAGCGGCUCCCUGGAUGGAGAAUUCGCCCGGGACGGGGGCGACAUCGCCUCGCUGUGGUCCCGUGCCCGCAACGCCACACGCCAGCUGGGAAAGCGACUGGGCUGCCGCUGGGUAUGGAGCGAAGAUCAGCGGGAGCUGGGAGUCCUGGUACCGCGGAUCGAGACAGAGGGCAACACCUUCAUCAACCCCGGAGCCAGAGGUGUGCUGGAGAAGUCCCUGAAGGCCGCCGUCCACGCGCUCUAUGUGGACACCCUGAGGAAAAAACCUGACAGGGCCAUCGCCCCGCACCUGGGAAAGAUCGUUGUCAAUUGCGCCAUUCCCGGCACCGACAGCCCACUGCGCCUGGACAUCGUCGUCACGGAUGAGGAUCGGAAAAAGAUCAUCCUCGUUGACAUGAUGAUCCCAUUCAAAAACAGGACCCCGGCCUUCCGCGAGGCCUGA